Molecule: messenger RNA, 2310 nt
Organism: Trifolium pratense (red clover)
Lineage: Eukaryota; Viridiplantae; Streptophyta; Magnoliopsida; Fabales; Fabaceae
Product: mitogen-activated protein kinase kinase kinase 5-like
Exons: 9
Coding region: 228-1916 (562 amino acids)
Biological process (GO): protein phosphorylation
Molecular function (GO): ATP binding; protein kinase activity
Source: RefSeq, a predicted model, not a curated record
UGGUGGAUCAUGAUGCUGUGAAAAGUUUAAGGUCUUCAAGCAGUUUGAGAAGACCCUCUCAUGAUAAUGACUUUGAAGGUAUUUGCAACACAAAAUGGCAAUAUGCUACCAAGAGUGCCCCAACAAGCAUAUUCUCCAGUCCUGUUACUAGUCCACACAGAUUAAGCCGUGUAGGUGUAGAUUUAUUUGAUCAUUCCAUCAAUUUUUCUCAAGAUUUUAAUGACACCAUGACUAUGAGAAUGCCUGCUAAAACUGCUCGUAGUCCAGACUUGUCUCCUCGUCGUAGCUUGGGGAACCACAGUCCUAACUACCGCCACACUAUUCAAGAUUUUAAUGAUGUGUCGAGAUUGCCUGCUAAAACUACUCAUAGUCCAGACUUGUCUCCUCGUCCUACCUUGGGGAACCACUGUCCUGACUACCACCACACUAUUCAAGAUUUUAAUGAUGUGUCGAGAUUGUCUGCUAAAACUACUCAUAGUCCAGACUUGUCUCCUCGUCGCAGCUUGGGGAACUGCAGUCCUAACUACCGCCACAUUAUUCAAGAUUUUAAUGAUGUGUCGAGAUUGCCUGCUAAAACUACACGUAGUCCAGAGUUGUCUUCUUGUCGUAGCUUGGGGAACCACAGUCCUGACUACCGCCACACUAUUCAAGAUUUUAAUGAUGUGUCGAGAUUUCCUGCUAAAACUACUUGUAGUCCAGAGUUGUCUUCUUGUCGUAGCUUGGGGAACCUCAGUCCUGACUACCGCCACACUAUUCAAGAUUGUAAUGACAUUUUGAGAUUGCCCACUAAAACUGCUUGUAGUCCAGACUUGUCUCCUCGUCAUAGCUCGGGGAACGACAGUCCUAACUACUGCCACACUAUUCAAGGAGGGUCUCAUUCUCACCACUCUAAAUAUUUCACCAGAGUGUGGCUUGAAAAUAACCAUGUCGAUGGAUAUCCAUUGCCCCUUCCUCCGAGAGCUUCACCACCACCACAACAAUCAGCUGCACAACAUCAAACUAAUGUCACAUUGCAUCACUCAACCGAAAAUUUUCAUUCAAUGAAGGGUCAAUGGCAGAAAGGAAAACUUAUUGGACGAGAAUCGUUAGGAAGUGUUUAUAUGGCAACAAACAUAGAGACCGGAACCUCAUGCGCAAUGAAAGAGGUGGAUCUGCUUCCUGAUGAUCCUAAAUUUGCUGACUGCAUAAAGCAGCUACACCAAGAAAUCAGAAUUCUUGGUCAACUACACCACCCCAACAUUGUUCAAUAUUAUGGCAGUGAUAUAGUUGGUGAUCGAGUGCGCAUAUAUAUGGAAUAUGUCCAACUUGGAUCACUGAAUAAGUUUAUGCAUGAACAUUCUGGGGCUAUGACAGAAUCUGUGGUUUGCAAUUUUACGAGGCAUAUUCUCUCUGGAUUGGCUUACUUGCAUAGUACCAAGACUAUCCACAGGGACAUUAAAUGUGCAAACUUGCUGGUUGAUGCAUCUGGCAUUGUCAAGCUUGCAGGUUUUAGGAUGUCAAAAAUUCUGACUAAGAAAUCAAGUGAACUUUUGCUGAACAGAAGUCCCUACUGGAUGGCUCCAGAGCUCAUGGUGGCUUCCAUGAAGAAAGCAACCAAUCCCAACGUUGCCAUGGCUGUCGAUAUAUGGAGCUUAGGAUGCACCGUCAUCGAAAUGUUGACAGGAAAACCCCCUUGGAGCGAGUUUUCAGGGCAUCAAGCCAUGUUCAAGGCACUGCACAGAUCCCCGGACAUACCCAAAACUUUAUCUCCAGAAGGACAUGAUUUCCUUGAGCAGUGUUUCCGAAGGAAUCCUGUAGAACGACCAUCUGCAGCGGAGCUUCUAACACAUGCAUUUGUACAAAAGGAGACACUGGACCCAAAGAGGAAUCACGUAAACAUAUUCCAGGAGGCGGCUCAAAAAAUAACCGUGGUUUAGUGCCAGCUUCCUUUAUUUAGUCUCCCUUUAAUCCUAAUAUCCGCAAUUGCAUGACCAUUACCAAAUCCUCCAACAUUCCCUUCACCGUUAUGAGAAACGUGAAGCACCUAUGAAGCAUGUCAUCAGCUGAGAUUUAACUUACAGCGAGACAGGGACUUCUGCAUGAAUUUCUUCUGAGUUUUCAUCAGCAGUCUUACCGGAUAUAUUGGCGCUUACCAUUAUAGGAUUGUGUACAAACUAGAAAUUCAUGAAAAUAGAUGUAAGAGGCGAAUCGCAUUAAUUUGCAGUUAUUGUUAUGUAUGUACAUGAGAAGGCUAGGUUAGUUGAACCUACUCCACGAGAGAUAUUAUUAUUCACAUGUAAAAUUUUAUUUAUUUAUUAUAUAUAUUUUUUA